GAAGAUCGUAAAGAUAAGAGUGCAGUUGGCUGGGAUGAGCAUGGAAAAUUGGCAACACAUCAAAGUCAAGUAGAUUAUAAAAAAGGGUUUGGUGGAAAAUUCGGUAUCCAGGAAGACAGAAAGGACAAAAGCGCUGUUGGUUGGGAUGAUUACGAAAAAUUAGACAAACAUGAAAGUCAAACAGAUUAUAAACGAAGUUUUGAUGGUCAUUUUGAUUUGCAAGACGACAGACAAUAUAAAUCAGCGGUAGACACUCAGCAAUAUAACGAGUCUACUCAACAUGAAAACCAAAAGGAAUAUGCUAAAGAAGAACAAGUACCGAGAGGGAACGCUUUGCCUGUUGCACCAAAAGGAAGGGCUUUAAAUUUACGUGCUAAAUUUGAACAACUUUCAGUUGCUGAG
Loa loa (African eye worm) is the source of this 402-nucleotide messenger RNA. RefSeq lists its product as hypothetical. The annotation marks the transcript as partial. Gene Ontology annotation, biological process: regulation of actin filament polymerization. Gene Ontology annotation, molecular function: actin filament binding. NCBI's taxonomy places the organism in Eukaryota, Metazoa, Nematoda, Chromadorea, Rhabditida, Onchocercidae. The transcript is spliced from 4 exons. The record is from RefSeq and is a predicted model, not a curated record. Gene Ontology annotation, cellular component: cortical actin cytoskeleton; actin filament; site of polarized growth.